Molecule: messenger RNA, 1371 nt
Organism: Adineta steineri
Lineage: Eukaryota; Metazoa; Rotifera; Eurotatoria; Adinetida; Adinetidae
Source: the annotation of a GenBank genome assembly
AUGUCAUCGUCACCCUCAUCAUCACCAGCUUAUGAAAAUGAAUCGAAAUCAAAACGACGAUCAAGUAUUACUCGUAUUAGUAAUCAAUGUCGACAAAUAUUGGCAUCCCGAAAACAACAUAUUUAUUUAAGACGUCAAUUUCGUAAAUCAUCAACGUGUGAUAUAUCAACUGAUGAAAUUUUAUCAAAAGCAAAUAGUUUUGAAUCUACGAAAACUUCACCAAUGAGUCGAAUACGUCAUGCUGGUACAAGACGUUUUUCUCUUGUUAAACUUGAAUUACCAUCCGGAGAUUCAACAACAGAUGAUUUAAAAACUUCAACAAGUCCUAAUCUUAUUCAAAAAUUACUUUUUCGACAAUUCAGUCCAAAAACUCGUCCUUAUUCCAUGACCAUUCCUUCUGAUAACAAUGCAUCUACAUCAACAAUAUCAAAUGAUACACUUCAUAAUUAUGCAAGUGCUGGACGACGAAUAACUACACCAACAGCAUCAAAAAAUUCAUGGUUGAGUUCAUCAUCAUCAUCAAAUACCAGUAAACAAAAUAAUGAGAUUGGAGAAAAUUUAUUAACACCACCAAAUAUAGUAUUACCUAAAAAUCAACAAUCAGAAUUAACAUCUUAUUUAUCAAGACGACGUAAUACAACUGGAAGUAUUUCAUUGAAUAAAGUUGUAGAUUUAAAAAAUACGACAAGUGGAAAUGUAUUAAAAUUAGCAAAUGCUGCAGCAUUAAAUAUCUCAAAUAAUAAAUUAUCAACUGAAAAUAUUUUUCAAAUUGUUGAAGAUUCUGAUCUAUUUACAACGAAACAACUUUUACAAGCUAAUGAAAAUCUUGUUAAUUCGUACAAUGAAUAUGAUUGGUGUCCAUUAGAUAUUGCUAUAAUGUUAAAUAAUAUUCCAAUGAUUCAACUUCUAGUACAAUAUGAUGCAGAAGAAAGUUCGAAAAUUCAACCAGAAGAAUGUCGUUAUCAAAGUGUUUGUCAUCAAUUAACAAUUCUAUCUCAACAAAAUCCUGAUGAAAUUCUAAAGAAAACUUCAUCAAAUAAAUUAACAAUGGAUGAUGUUCAGUCACGUCGUUUAUCACCAUCAAAUGAAUUCCAACCACGUCAUCGUCGUACAAGUAAAGGGCAACAAGAGCAAUUACAAAUUCUUCAACAACAACAACAAUUCUAUCAGCAACGAACAUUAACGUUGACUCAGAUGAAAGAUAAUUAUGAACAAGCAGGUAAGAAGAAGAAGAAAAAGAAGAAAAAAAAACUAGAUAAAAUCCUAAAAGCAAAAAAACGAUUGAACUCAAAAACUAACAAGACAUCUGUUCAACAAUUUUAUGUUUUCUCAUUUCCGCCUCGUUGUUUUUUUUUACAACAAUCAAUAUAA